AUGGCCAUACCUGCCCAUCGCUCCCUGGCUUUACGGCCUAUUGUCAUGGGCCUGGGCAAACUCCUCGCGCUCUCCUUUUCGCACAUCUCGCUCGUUUCUGCCGCUCCAACCUCCCAGUUCCUUGCUCCCCGUCACGAUGCUCAUGCCGAAACUCAUGCGCUACCAGCUAAUGAUGCCACUCUAUGGCUGUAUCUGGGAGUGGCCGCUGCCCUCGUGCUGACUGGCGGUGCAUUUGCUGGGUUGACAAUUGCUUUGAUGGGUCAGGAUGAAGUAUAUCUACAAGUCAUUCAGACAUCGGGCGAUAGCCCAUCUGAACGUAAAAACGCAGCCAGCGUCCUACGAUUGUUGAAGCGUGGCAAGCACUGGGUGCUGGUGACUCUGUUGCUCAGCAAUGUGAUAACCAACGAAACUCUCCCUAUCAUCCUUGACCGAUCGCUCGGCGGAGGUUGGCCGGCCGUUCUAGGCAGUACAGUGUUAAUUGUCAUCUUCGGUGAAAUCGUCCCUCAAUCAAUUUGCGUCCGUUACGGCCUUCCUAUCGGUGCCUGGAUGGCCCCCUGCGUUUUGGGCCUGAUGUAUCUAAUGGCUCCCGUCGCCUGGCCUGUUGCCAAAUUGCUGGACAGAUUGCUAGGGGAGGAUCAUGGGACGAUCUACAAGAAGGCGGGCCUGAAAACCCUUGUCACGCUUCACAAGACACUCGGCGAGGCGGGCGAACAGCUCAACUCCGACGAAGUCACUAUUAUCAGCGCUGUUCUGGAUCUCAAGGAGAAGUCUGUUGGCGCUAUUAUGACUCCGAUGGAGGAUGUUUUCACGAUGUCGGCUGAUACCGUAUUGGACGAGCCGACCAUGGACCUCAUUCUCUCGCAAGGAUAUUCCCGGAUUCCUAUUCACUCUCCCGAGAACCCUAGGAAUUUUAUCGGUAUGCUCCUAGUUAAGAUGCUCAUUACAUAUGACCCAGAGGAUUGUAAGCCCGUCAGUCAUUUUGCCUUGGCGACCUUGCCGGAAACACGUCCGGAGACAAGUUGCUUAGAUAUUGUCAACUUUUUCCAAGAAGGAAAGUCUCACAUGGUUCUCGUCUCGGAAUUUCCGGGUGAGGAUCGUGGCGCCCUUGGAGUGGUCACCUUGGAAGAUGUAAUCGAAGAACUGAUUGGCGAAGAAAUUAUUGAUGAAUCGGAUGUCUUUGUGGAUGUGCACAAGGCAAUUCGACGUAUGAAUCCUGCACCUUAUUCCCGCGUUCCGAAAGGCCGUUUCGUCGAGGAUCCUCCAGCCCUAUCCAGCCAAGGACCUUUAGUGGACUUGGGCGGUGAUUCCCCAUCCACUACCGAUCAGGCCGUCACCCGUCGUCGAAGCUCUGUAGAGGCCCCUUUAGCACGCUUUCAACUCCGCCGGUCGCAAGGGGACAAGGAGAGACAUUCAAUGGAUGCUCUUGUCACCCGUCUUGGUUCAACAGAUGAGAUUCGUGAACACCUGAAACAUCUUGGCCCAUCCAACUUAGCCAGCCGGCCCCGCCAAACUCGUUAUCAGAAUGUCAAGAUCAAACGUUCAAGUAUAUCGUCUCCGGCACCCUCGGGGCAGACGGAUAUUGAUUCUGUUGAGCAUGCCCGUCACCCGUCGUCCGGUCUCACCACUACCUCUGACGCAACUACGUUGAAGCCAAGUGGACUGAAUCCCAGGGACGGUGCUCAUGCUGUACUCAUCAACAGCACCAAUCAGAAGUCGCCGGAGCCUCUGGUUAAAACCGGGCCGACGCUGUCAAUCCCAGAACCUGUUAAUGAAGAACAAGAUAGUGCGCCACGAUCCGCAAAUAGCCGACGCACCGGUUCUGCAGGCUCGGAUGUAGAUCCAGCGUACAGCAGCAGCUACUUCCAUCGAGGCCCUGCCCGCAGUGGAAGUAUCACCGAACACAUAGUCGAUGUCAACGGCGUUCGAAAGGUGGUCCUCCACACCACAAGCAGCAACAGCUCUUCGGAAGGCGAGGGCCCGUCGUCAGUUCCCAAAACUAAGUUCCCAAUUCGCCAGGGCAGCGAGAUCAUCGACCUGAACGAUACCGACAGCGGUGCCACCGAGCAAACGAAGAAAAAGCGCCGCCAUCGGAGACAUAAAAAGAGCAAAGACUCCACUAAUAGAGACGAGGAAACGCCGCUGCUACCUUGACCAAGGCUUUGCUUUGUUCUGUCCUCUUAAUAUUUUCUUCUUCUGCCGGUCGGAAACUACAUUCUUGUCCCAGCAUCCCAUGUGUCACUAUUAUUCCUAUAUGCAUGCGAAGGGCGCUCUUUCAGCUAGUCUGCCAUGGUCAUGUGCGCAUCGGUUGUACACCUUUGUUUCGCCAUACGUUAUUAUUAGCAUAUA
Messenger RNA from Aspergillus nidulans FGSC A4, 2346 nucleotides. Its product is annotated as putative DUF21 and CBS domain protein (Mam3). The coding region runs from base 1 to 2151 and encodes 716 amino acids. Gene Ontology annotation, cellular component: membrane. The record is from RefSeq and is a predicted model, not a curated record. Lineage: Eukaryota; Fungi; Ascomycota; Eurotiomycetes; Eurotiales; Aspergillaceae. The transcript has 4 exons. Gene Ontology annotation, biological process: magnesium ion homeostasis; transmembrane transport.